AUGCAAAGCAACGCUCAUGCAGACUCCACGUGUUUUGCGUUGCUGCUGCGGAGCUGGACGCCUUCUUUCCUUCCUUACCCCUUCGAGCUACCUCAACGCGAACAAACCCGGCGAAGAUACUACUCCAUCCACGAGCGGUGUCUGUGUUACAUCUUCCGAGUCUUGGUACUGUCGCGUACCAUAAAGGAGCACACAAACGACAUCUCAGGGCUGCAGCUGACUCCAGCUCAGAUAGCCAUGAUGAACCAUAUCUGGGACCAUCUUUCUAUUGUCAGUCAGCAAGCAGACCGCGGGGUUCUGCUACAGCCGUCACUAGACGGUGUCCAUGAGAAUCUCUUCCAACUUCUAGUCAUGUUCUGGAUAGACUUGUCGCACGAUGGAAACAUGAGCCGUAGCGCUAUCAUGAAUUUCUCUGGUGUCUUGGGGAUCCAUCCUACAGAACUGUGUUUCCGUAAACCCUAUGAUUAUACACCGUUCAUAUCGGCACUCCUGUGGGUGGGACGUCUCAUCAUACUCGAGCAAACCGCAACGAGCAUUGCUAAGAAGCAUCUCCCAAGCCUCGUUGCUUCGUUCAAACCCAACACACCUAAAGAUUAUAACGGGUUCCUCCAACUCCUUGCUUUCCAAACAGGUCACAGGCCCGUCACACAUGCUAGUGCAUACGCGCUCGAGCAUGGCUUUCCUACCAAACUCCAGCCAGAUCUCAUCGACCGCAACCUUGUGAACAGUCACAUGUGGCACGAAUUUACCUUAACCCGAGAAGAAGACGUUCUCGAUUAUAGUCUAGCAACCGCACACGAUACCCCAAGUGGUACCUUGCGGGUCAGCUACUGCCCAGACAACAUCGCUUCAGAGACCUCAGAGUGUGUCACACCAGAGACGAGCGAUGGAGAGUUUCCGGACGAACGUUUGCCUACACGGACCCAAGAGCGAAGGCGGCAAAGAGGGAAGAAGCGACGAACAGAGACCGAGAGUGUCAGCCCUCUAACAAGAAAAAUCCAUGCUAUGCAACAGCAAUUGAACGAUCUUGUCAAAGAACGCGCAAUGUCAAGAAAAACACAAGCUACAGGGCGACAGAAUAGUCGUAUCUACGUGGAAUGCAAUUCAGAAACAGAGCUAGAUACCAGCAAAGCCCAAAGACUCCAGUUCGAAAGCUCGCGGUGCUCGAACCUCAAUACCUAA
Macroventuria anomochaeta is the source of this 1182-nucleotide messenger RNA. RefSeq lists its product as uncharacterized. Lineage: Eukaryota; Fungi; Ascomycota; Dothideomycetes; Pleosporales; Didymellaceae. The record is from RefSeq and is a predicted model, not a curated record. The coding region runs from base 1 to 1182 and encodes 393 amino acids. The transcript is spliced from 2 exons.